AUGAUUAAACCUAUUUUAAUAAUAAUAUUCGCCUCAUAUUCACACUUAUCGUCUGCUGAUAAAGGUGGCUGUUCCCCGCCAUGGAUUGCCAGCGACACAUACUGUUACUACUUCGGCAACAACCAAUCCGUAUCCUGGGCGGAAGCUAUGGAUGAGUGCAAUCUGAGACUUGGGCAGCUGCUGAGAAUAGAAUCGCCCACAGAGGCAGCUUUCAUCAAGAGUUACUUCAAACGUUACCCAGCUCCGGCGUAUUGGACAAUUCUCAACGACAUCGACCCGUCCGGAUUGAUAGACAAAGGCACUGGAACGUGGCUCUGGGGAACCGACGAGUACCCCAUCGACACUGUCUUGAAGUGGAACGUUGAACCAGACAACUCCAGGGACGAGAACUGCUGCGCCCUCAACGUGAAGGCAACGUUCAGCGACGAGCCGUGUUCGAGAAAACUGGGCUACAUCUGCAAACUGACUCUCCCCUCUAGUAAGACCUUUAUAGAGACUGUUCUCAGUGUGCUGCACUAUGGGUCGUGUCCAUUGUACUGGCUCCAGGGAAAACAGGCGGUUGACUGUUUUUACGUCAGCAACGUCACAGACCCCGCCCAACUGGUCACGUGGACUGAUGCUAAAGGAAUUUGUGCAAAGAUGCACAGCGAUCCUGGGGCAUCGGCACCAUUUCUACUGACCAUUAACAGUCAACAAGAUGCGACAUUUUGGACGAAGCGCCUGUUCCAGUCGUGGAGUGUAAAAUCUCCCAUGAAAUAUUGGACGGGUUUGAACGACAGACAGACGGAAGGAACCUACGUCUGGGAUCAUUCACCUGGAUCUACCACACAGUUCGUCAACUGGACUAAAGAACCCGAUAAUUUGGCGGGAAUGGAAAACUGUGGAGUAAUUCUGGACGAGGGUGUAUUUUCCGACAGAAACUGCAGACAGCAGAAUGGGUUUAUUUGCAGAAAGCCACAAGUAAAUCAACAAUACCCUGUUAAUUUCGGCUGCGGCGACUGGUUCCGGGCAGGCCAAAAAUGUUACUUGACAUUUGACAAGCCCAAGUCCAACUGGCUCUCCGCUAGGGACUUCUGCCGAUCUUUGGGCGGGGAUUUGCUGAAAGUGGAAAACAAGGAUGAAGAGCGCUGGCUGAAUGUCCAGUCUAAAACAGGUACCGUGGCCUGGGGUGGUCACUGGAUCGGUCUCAACGAUAUUGCCGCCAAGGACCAUGUCAAUGGAUGGGUGUGGGCAGACGGAACGAAAGCAGACACCAGUCUACUGAACUGGGAUUCGUCUCCAAACAACGUGGGCGGUACGUCUAGCUGCGCCGCCAUACUUCAAGACGGGGUGUACUCUGACGCAGAUUGCCAUCUGGCUAAGAAAGGGUUCAUUUGCAAAAAGGAUUACACAGGGACAUGUCCAGCUAACUGGAAAGUAAACGGACCAAGCUGCUAUUAUUUUAGCCAGAAGUGGACAACGUGGGUUGAAGCACUGGACAAAUGCAAACAGUUAUCGGGAGAUAACUCGGGCUAUCUCCUAGCUAUCACAAAUGCCAACGAAAAAGUAAAUUUGCAGUUCGAAUUUUAUGUUCAAAAGACUUGUCAAAAAGAUGGAGGGUAUAUAGCAAUUAUUUAA
Molecule: messenger RNA, 1617 nt
Organism: Gigantopelta aegis
Lineage: Eukaryota; Metazoa; Mollusca; Gastropoda; Neomphalida; Peltospiridae
Product: macrophage mannose receptor 1-like
Exons: 11
Coding region: 1-1617 (538 amino acids)
Molecular function (GO): signaling receptor activity
Source: RefSeq, a predicted model, not a curated record